This is a messenger RNA of Clavispora lusitaniae ATCC 42720, 1812 nucleotides long. It is a transcript of the gene GAT1, whose product is annotated as Gat1p. NCBI's taxonomy places the organism in Eukaryota, Fungi, Ascomycota, Pichiomycetes, Serinales, Metschnikowiaceae. Gene Ontology annotation, molecular function: RNA polymerase II cis-regulatory region sequence-specific DNA binding; DNA-binding transcription factor activity, RNA polymerase II-specific; zinc ion binding. The record is from RefSeq and is a predicted model, not a curated record. Gene Ontology annotation, biological process: positive regulation of transcription by RNA polymerase II; negative regulation of transcription by RNA polymerase II.
AUGGACGUGCCCGAAAACUCGGCCAAACUGCUCUGGCUGAUGUACAAAAACUCGCGCAACCUUCUCCCGUACCGCGCCCGCAUGGAAAACCUUACUUGGCGAAUGAUGUUUGUUCGGCGCAAAAGCGCGGCGCCCGACGCGUGGCGCGACCUUCUCUCGUCGCCCGUGCUCGGCCACUUGGGGCUCGACCCGCGGCUGCCCGAGGACUUGGGCGCGCCGCGCUCCGACAGGGCGCUGCGCAAGCGGCCGGCGCCAACGCUGCCGUUUCUUCUGGCCCAGCACGCGGGCAUCGACGGUCUUUUGAUCAGCCCCGGCCCGCGCCUGAGCUCGACCGCCUCCUCUGGGCCGGUGCACCUGAAUCUUCUGGCGGCGCUCCGGGCGCCCGACUCGUACGACCAGCUGUUUGCGUUUUCGCUCGACCCGUUGGCGUUCGAAGGGCCCAACGACGUGCUCAGCCACGACCACUAUGAGAAUCAGAACCAAAACCACCAAAACCAGAACAACCAGAGCCAAAACCAUCAGAACCACCAAAACCACCAAAACCAGAACCAAAACCAGCACCAAAACAACCACAACCAAUCUCUACCCCAAUCUCUACCAUCUCUACCAUCUCUGCACCAUCUCCAGACGGAAACCUUCGGCCACCUGCCCCACUUGCAGGGCCCCACCGCCGACCGGCCCUUUGAAGAAAAAACCGCCGUGGCCAGCCUUUCCAAUCCGCAUGCGCUUUACGAGCCGCCGCUUGCGCGCCAGCACAGCUCUUUUGUCAGCAUGGCCGACCACUUUCUGGACCUCGGCACUCCGUUUGACGACGUGACGCCGCCGGCGUUUCUGUUGCCGAUCCAAACGCGCCCGCCCCUCGGGUCUCGCCCCGGCCUGGUGUCUGGGUCGGUGCCCGGGUCGGUUCCCGGAUCUGCGCUCGGGUCCGCGCCGCGGCCGCUGUUUCUCGAGUCGCGCCUGGGCCUGUUUGUCGACGGGCCGGCGUACUUUGACAUGUUCCUGCGCGAACCUUGGAACGAGUCGGCCGACGACACCGCGCGCACCCAGAAAAAACGGGCGCCCAAGAAACCGCGCGCGCCCAAGAAAAAGCGCGACGCCCUGCCGGCGCCCGAUCCCAUGCCCGCAGCGCCUGCGGCGCCUGCCGGCGGACCCAGUGUGCAAUGCACCAACUGCCACACGCGAACCACGCCGUUGUGGCGCCGCAAUCCGCAAGGCGAACCCUUGUGCAACGCGUGCGGCUUGUUUUUGAAGUUGCACGGCACCGUGCGGCCGUUGAGUUUGAAGACCGACGUGAUCAAAAAGCGCCAGCGGCUGAGCGGCGGCGCCGCGGCAAAGAAAACGUCGCUGGGCACGCCGGACGGCGACGACUUCAACCCGACGUCGCUCCCGAAGGACAAAAAACCGCCCAAGGGUAAGAAAUCCACGGGCUCGCCCGACAGAGCACUGGCUCACAGACAGUCGGCAGCGCAGGCAGUGCAGGCAGGGCCGGCAGUGCAAACGAUGCCGCCUGUGGAAACAGCGCAGCCACCGUUGCCUCACCAGGAACAUGUGUUGCAGCAUGAACAGCCGGCGCACACACAAGCGACGUACCACCAGUCUCCGUUGCGUGAAGAACAGCACGAUGUUCACCCCGACUUGCAGUCUGUGCACGCGGGCGACUUGCGGGACUUGUCUUCGGAUUUGCACCCGAUCAACGAGUUGGACAAGGAUCUAGACUGGGGUGAAGACCACAAGUGGACCGAGUCGCACGACCAAAAGUGGGGCGACCAGGAAGACCACGGCAAAUGGGACUGGCUUAGCAUGACUCUUUGA